AUGCUUGAGUUAAAUGAUAAUGAUACCACCAAAACACUUGGACUAGUAUGGAACCCAAGAAGUGAUCAACUUCUUUUUAAGGUGUCACCUCAUGUAACCGAAUAUUUAUUCACCAAACGCACAUUACUUGCAGACUUAAAUCGUGUCUUUGAUCCGUUGGGAUUUCUGGCACCAGUCUUAAUUAGUGGUAAAAUAUUCAUUCAGCAAUUAUGGCAACUGAAACUGGAUUGGGACACUGUACUUCCAGCUGACAUGUCUCAACGUUGGCAUAAUUACACUCAUGAACUUAGUCAGAUUGACCAGCUCAAGGUAUUGCGCAAGGUGAAGGAUCAUCCGUACAACAAAUUUGAACUGCAUGGGUUCUGUGACGCCUCCAUGAACGCAUAUGGGGCAUGUAUUUAUGUAAGACAAUGGCAACAAGACAAUACAUUCACGUGUCAUCUUCUGAUAGCAAGGGCUCGAGUAGCACCUCUAAAGGUGUUGUCAAUUCCAAGAUUGGAAUUAUGUAGUGCUCAUGUGUUGGCAAUAUUAAUGGCUAAGGCGAGAAAGACAUUAAACAUCCGAGGAAUCUCCAGUCAAUGGAGCACAUUUGUGGCGAGUCGUGUAUCUGAGAUUCAAACAUUAACCGAAGAAAUGACUUGGCAACAUGUGAGAACAAAGUUAAAUCCUGCAGAUCUAAUCUCUCGAGGGGUAAAGGUAAAGGAACUGUUGAACUCAAAUCUGUGGUGGUACGGUCCAAUCUUUCUCCAGCAGCCGGAAGCAGAAUGGCCAGCAGAAUGUUCAUUUGCACCACCAAGUGAAAUCCUGGAAAAACGACCCGUUCAGUUUGCGCUUUUGGUUCAAACUAACGAAAAUAGUAUUCUAGCCAAAUACUCAAGUUGGACAAAAUUAGUUCGCAUCACAGCAUAUUUAAAAAGAUUCAUACACAACACUCACAAUAAAUGUCGAGAGAGAUGCAUCGGUCCACUGUCAGUACCAGAAUUAAAGAAUGCCAGAGACGUAUGGAUUAAGAUUGCUCAAACAGAUGCAUUUAACGACGAAAUCAAGUCACUCAGACAAGGCAAAUCUUUAUCCUCACACAGUAAACUCAUUACAUUAAGUCCGUUUCUGGAAGAAGGUAUAAUCAGAGUGGGAGGACGGUUGCAACGAUCACACCUACCCAUCAACCAACGUCAUCCAGCAAUUCUUCCAAAGAAGCAUACCGUGACAGAACUCAUUUUCACAGAGUAUCAUAUUAAAUAUCUGCAUGCUGGUCCCCAAAACCUCUUAACAAGAGUACGCCAAGAGUUUUGGCCACUUGAUGCAAUGAGAACUGCUCGGCGUAUUGUUCAUUGUUGUACGAUCUGCUAUCGUGCAAGACCACAGUUAUUUCAACCCAGCAUGGGUGAACUACCUCGGCUCAGGGUAACACCCAGCAGACCUUUUACAGCAACGGGUGUAGAUACAACUAUACUCUGGUCCAAGAAACCGAACGGUGACCAAGUGAGUAAUCUCUCAGCACAAGCGUUUUUGGCUGCGCUACGUAGAUUCUUCGCUCGACGAGGUCAAAGUGCUCAUAUUCACUCUGACAAUGGAACCAACUUCCACGGCGCCAGGGCAGAGUUGAGACGCUACUACACUGAGCACUGUCAGAACAACAAAACCAUAAUUGAGUCCCUAGCAACAGAUGGUACUGAGUGGCAUUUCAAUCCACCUAGUGCACCACAUAUGGGCGGACUGUGGGAGGCGGCAGUUAAGUCAGCCAAACACCAUCUUCUACGCAUCACAGGGUCGGCCAAAAUCAACUUUGAAGAACUAACCACUAUGCUGUGUCAAAUUGAAGCCUGUUUAAACAGCAGACCACUGACAUCACAGUCUAGUGACCCAGAGAGUUUUGCGGUCCUGACACCUGCUCAUUUCUUAGUAGGUGGUUGUCUGACUCUACCUCCUGAACCGGCUGAUGGCGGGCGGCAGAAUGUUCCAGAGACCCAUCGUAAAGUUGUGUCCACUCAAGAUCUAUAA
Molecule: messenger RNA, 2001 nt
Organism: Aphis gossypii (cotton aphid)
Lineage: Eukaryota; Metazoa; Arthropoda; Insecta; Hemiptera; Aphididae
Exons: 3
Coding region: 1-2001 (666 amino acids)
Biological process (GO): DNA integration
Molecular function (GO): nucleic acid binding
Source: RefSeq, a predicted model, not a curated record